Bombus terrestris (buff-tailed bumblebee) is the source of this 1320-nucleotide messenger RNA. RefSeq names its product retinol dehydrogenase 12. The coding region runs from base 261 to 1247 and encodes 328 amino acids. The record is from RefSeq and is a predicted model, not a curated record. The transcript is spliced from 6 exons. Lineage: Eukaryota; Metazoa; Arthropoda; Insecta; Hymenoptera; Apidae.
AUAACGAUAUCGAUAAUCUUGCAGAGUUUAUUUGCUAUAUAAUCACUAUUUUGUACCCCACUCUUUUUAUAUGGAAGUACGGUAUGGUAUGCUAUUCGGUGGAAGUACAGUAUACCCGCUCAAUGUGAUGACGAAGUGAGUGGAAUUGAAAGGUAGAAAGCCUCGUUAUACUUAAGAAGGCGGAUCGAAGUUCUGGAUAAAUAGAUUCUUUUAUUGUAUGUUACUUUUAUUGCAAUUAGUAAGAGCAAAUUGUUUUAAAUAUGAGGUUUUUUAGUAACUAUUGCAACAACAAUGUCCGUUUGAUUGGAAAAACUGUAAUUAUAACAGGUGCAAAUUGUGGAAUUGGGAAAGAAACAGCUAGGGACAUAUAUAGAAGAGGUGCUCGAGUGAUUUUGGCAUGUCGUGACAUUAAUAAAGCAACAGAAGCAGUGAAUGACAUAAAAGAAACUACGUCAAGUGCCGGUGAGAAAAACCCUGAAGAUAAACCAGGACAAUUAGUAAUUUGUCAGUUGGAUCUCAGUAGUUUAACAAGCGUUAAGAACUGUGCACAGCACCUUUUAAAAACUGAACCGGCCAUCCACAUAUUAAUUAAUAAUGCAGGAGUAUUCUUGCAUCCGUUUGAAAAAACUGAGAAUGGUUUCGAAACUCAUAUUCAAGUGAAUCAUUUGGCACAUUUUCUUUUAACACUUCUACUGUUACCAAGAAUAAUAGAAUCUGGACCAGGUUGUAGAAUAAUUAAUGUUUCAUCAGCUGCACAUUUGGGUGGUAAUAUACAUUUUGAAGAUUUAAAUUUGGAACGUUCUUACUCACCUGUUAGAGCUUAUUGUCAAAGUAAGCUGGCCAAUAUUUUAUUUACUAAAGAAUUGAACAAAAUGUUAAUCGCUGAAAUUCAAGGCAUACACGUAUAUUCUUUACAUCCUGGAGUAGUGAAAACAGAAUUGUGUCGAUAUAUGGAUGCAUCGUUUUUCCGAGGUAUGACAUCAAUUGUAAGGUUGAUCCAGCCUUUCAUGAAAACUGCUGAACAGGGUGCUCAAACGACUUUAUAUUGUGCUGUAGACGAAAAUGCAGGAAAAGAAAGUGGUCUAUAUUAUGACAACUGCAGAACAGCAAGACCCUCGUCAAAGGCUUGUAACACUGAAUUAGCAACCCGAUUGUGGAAACGUAGUUGUGAAUUGCUCGGUUUGCCAUCGGAAGUAGGGUUUCAAGAACUACUAAAAACAAUCAGUAAUGAAGAAGUUGAACAAUAAGAAUAUGUUUAUAAAAUUAUAUGUUUAUACUACACUACAUUAGCAUUCUAAUAAAAGUGAAAAUUGUAUACAA